Molecule: messenger RNA, 5319 nt
Organism: Micropterus salmoides (largemouth bass)
Lineage: Eukaryota; Metazoa; Chordata; Actinopteri; Centrarchiformes; Centrarchidae
Product: zinc finger protein 850-like
Exons: 2
Coding region: 193-2706 (837 amino acids)
Biological process (GO): regulation of transcription by RNA polymerase II
Cellular component (GO): nucleus
Molecular function (GO): RNA polymerase II cis-regulatory region sequence-specific DNA binding; DNA-binding transcription activator activity, RNA polymerase II-specific
Source: RefSeq, a predicted model, not a curated record
UUCAAACAGGCUGUGAAUCUGCUGCCUUAGCGACAGUAACUAAGGGGCGGGGCGAGACGCCGUGACAUCGCGAGAACACUCCGCGGGAUCCCGCAGCGCUCCUGUUUCUCAGCCUGAAGACCUCCGAGACCAGAAUCCAGACUCAGUCCAGGACAACACGGCCCACCAGUCACAGCGGAGACCUGCAGGACGAUGGAGAACCAGAACCCGGACCGCAGGAGCCAAACAGCAGCCUCGUGCUCUGAUAGCACCGAUGUUCAGAGAGGGAGAGAUGGGCUCAAACGUCAUCAAUGUCAGCACUGUGACAAAUCCUUCAAAACAUCUGGAAAUUUAAAGCUUCAUCAGAGAGUUCACACUGGAGAGAAACCGUACAGCUGUGACCAGUGUGGGAAAGCUUUCACUUUAUCAGGUAACCUAAAAAAACACCAACUUAUUCACACUGGAGAGAAAACGUACAGCUGUGACCAGUGUGGGAAAGCUUUCAUUACAUCAGAUCGGUUAAAGGUGCACCAACGUGUUCACGCUAGAGAGAAACCGUACAGCUGUGACCAGUGUGGGAAAACCGUCACUACAAAGAGUGCCCUGGCUAAGCACAGAUUCAUUCACACUGGAGAGAAACCAUACAGCUGUGACCAGUGUGGGAAAGCUUUUGCUGGAUCAGAUGGGCUAAGGGAGCACCAGCGUGUUCACACUGGAGAGAAACCUUACAGCUGUCAGCACUGUGACAAAUCCUUCAAAGGAUCUUCAACUUUAAAGAUUCAUCAGAGAGUUCACACUGGAGACAUGCACAGCUGUGACCAGUGUGAGAAAACCUUCACUACAAAAGGUGCCCUGGCUAAGCACAGAUUCAUUCACAGUGGAGAGAAACCGUACAGCUGUGACCAGUGUGGGAAAGCUUUCACUGCAUCAGGUUGCCUAAAAAGACACCUACUACUUCACACUGGAGAGAAACCGUACAGCUGUGACCAGUGUGGGAAAGCUUUCACUGCAGCAGAUCAGCUAAAGGAGCACUACCGUGUUCACACUGGAGAGAAACCUUACAGCUGUGACCAGUGUGGGAAAGCCUUCACUACAAAAGGUGCCCUGGCUAAGCACAGAUUUGUUCACACUGGACAGAAACCGUAUAGCUGUGACCAGUGUGGUAAAGCUUUCGCUAAAUCAUAUCAGUUAAAGGUGCACCAACGUGUUCACACUAGAGUGAAGCCGUACUGGUGUGACCAGUGUGGGAAAGCUUUCUCUGACUCAAGUUACCUAAAGGUGCACCAACGUGUUCACUCUGGAGAGAAGCCGUACGGCUGUGACCAGUGUGGGAAAACUUUUACUCGAUCACAUGACCUAAAAAUCCACCAACGUGUUCACACUGGAGAGAAGCCGUACGGCUGUGACCAGUGUGGGAAAACUUUUACUCGAUCACAUGACCUAAAAAUCCACCAACGUGUUCACACUGGAGAGAAGCCGUACGGUUGUGACCAGUGUGGGAAAGCCUUCACUGCAAAACGUGCCCUGGUUAAACACAGACGCAUUCAUACUGGUGAGAAACCUUACAGCUGUGACCAGUGUGGGAAAGCUUUCAUUGCAUCAGAUCGGCUAAAGGUGCACCAACGAGUUCACACUGGUGAAGAAACGUACAGCUGUGACCAGUGUGGGAAAGCUUUUGCCACAUUAGGUUGUCUAAAGGGGCAUCAACGUGUUCACACAGGAGAGAAGCCGUACAGCUGUGACCAGUGUGGGAAAGCUUUCACCACAUUAGGUUGUCUAAAGGGGCAUCAACGCGUUCACACAGGAGAGAAGCCGUACAGCUGUGACCAGUGUGGGAAAGCUUUUGCUUCAUCAAGUUAUUUUAAGUUGCAUCAACGCGUUCACACACGAGAGAAGCCGUACAGCUGUGACCAGUGUGGGAAAUCUUUUGCUUCAGUGGGUUAUCUAAAUGUCCACAGACGCUUUCACACUGGACAGAAACCAUACUGGUGUGAAAAGUGUGGGAAAACUUUUACUACAUCAGGUGGUCUAAAGUAUCAUGAACGCGCUCACACAGGAGAGAAGCCGUACGGCUGUGACCAGUGUGGGAAAGCGUUUGCUACAGAAGGUUAUCUAAAAAUCCAUAGACUCAUUCACACUGGACAGAAACCAUACUGGUGUGGAAAGUGUGGGAAAACAUUUACUACAUCAGGUAAUCUGAAGUUGCAUCAACGCAUUCACACAGGAGAGAAGCCGUACGGCUGUGACCAGUGUGGGAAAGCUUUCACUGCAUUAGGUUGUCUAAAGUUGCAUCAACGCAUUCACACAGGAGAGAAGCCGUACAGCUGUGACCAGUGUGGGAAAUCUUUUGCUUCAUCAGGUUAUUUUAAGUUGCAUCAACGCGUUCAUACAGGAGAGAAGCCGUACAGCUGUGACCAGUGUGGGAAAGCUUUUGCUUCAGUAGCUAAUCUAAAUGUCCACAGACGCUUUCACACUGGACAGAAACCAUACUGGUGUGAAAAGUGUGGGAAAACUUUUACUACAUCAGGUAAUCUGAAGUUGCAUCUACGCAUUCACACAGGUGAGAAGCCGUACGGCUGUGACCAGUGUGGGAAAGCCUUUACUACAUCAGGUGGUCUAAAGUAUCAUGAACGUGCUCACACUAGAGGUCUGCAAGCCCGUCGGGUUCCGACGUGCCGCUUCAGCACCUCUAAAGUACGCUCCGUCACAGCGCCCUUACACAAAUAAAAUCCGAGACUUCAUCUAGCCUGAUAGGGUAAGUCUAAUGGAUUUCCUUAUUUACUAUUAGGUUUGGUAGCUAAUAAUGGUUUCUGAUCACCCUUUAAAACAAUGUGCAGGUACGCCUUGCAUUUAAAUAGGCCUAAUUAAUUAUUUGGUAGUAACUUAAUAAUUAGGCGGAUGGCACGUUUCAGGCGCUCCGGCACCUAAUAAUUUACAAACUAGUAUUAUUCAGCAUGGUUGUAUUGAAUAUAUUCUAAAUAGCCUAAGCAAUAGGAACAUAGGCUACUUGUGCGUUACUAUACACGUGACGUUGAACAUGCAGAGCAGUGAGAAAUUGGAGUGUGUUUAGGCCAAUGUGUGCGUAUAUCCAAAAUAAGCGCGCGACAGGCAGCUGAAGUUGAUGUCGGGCUCGGGUCGUGCUGAAUAAUUGCAGAUGUUAUCGGGUCGGGUUGGGCUUUCCGAAGCCGUACAGCUGUGACGAAAGUGAUUCAGUGCAACAGGAUGCAAGGGCUCAAAAAUUCUGUAAACAGGAACGGGACAGCCCUUUGCCCCAUAAUCACGUUACCUUGAUGACGCUGAAACAUGUUGCACACUUUUUAUUUCGAGUGGUAGCUAGAUUUUUAGGUAUUGCAGUUCUUGUCCUACAGAGUAGAGGAGAGGUAAAUGUCAAUAAACCUUUGUCAAUAAUUAAUGCACUAUUGUCGGUUAAAUAAUUGAAUAAACUGUGUGUAAUAAGGUGAUUGCUUUCCUCUGACUUCAUGUGUUCUAUGUAGGCUACAGCGUUGGUGUUGAUGCUUGUUUGUUCACCAUAUUUCUUUUGUUAUUAUGCGGAUUUGACGUGAUUUUACUUUGCUUCCAGGCUUCCCCUGGUAACCCCCGUGUUUUGCGUCAUACCGCUAUAAACUGGGCAGUUCCCUCACGCAGAGUCUGCAGAAAUGCGGACUUACGAAAAGGGCUCAAAAAGGGUUUAAGAAAGGCUCAAAAUGUCAGCGAGAGCCCUCGCGCACAUGACGAUUUGACAGCGGGACAGCCUUAAGCCCUCGUGGACUUCCCGGGAAUGCGCCUCAAAGUCUGAGGGUGAACAUUGCGAUUGGUCCUAGUAGUGUGACGAGACACUUGGGUCACAUGAGAAGACACAAGAUCGGCUUCACUAGAACGAGACAUGAUUUUAAGACUAUUUUAAAAGAAAUCAAACUGAAUUAUAUGAACAGUUUGAGCAUUAAACAUUUAAUUUCCUGUGUUCUGGUUAAAAUGACAAUUUUAAUAAUAAUAAUUGAGUGGAAUCCAUGCGACCCUGAACUUUAGACUCCCAGUACCGCCACUGGCCACACAGUCCCACAGCAUGAUGGAACCUCCACCAAUUUUUACUGUGGGUAGCAAGUGUUUGUCUUGCUCGCACUGUAUUCUUUUGCCGCCAUGCAUAACGACUCAUGUUAUGACCAAAUAACUUAAUCUGUGUCAUUCAUAAGUCUACAGCACCUUCUUCCAAAAUGAAGCUGGCUUGUUCAAAUGUGCGUUUGCAUACCUCAAGCGACUCUGUCUGUGGCGUGUGUGUGCAGAAAAGGCUUCUUCCAUAUCACUCUCCCGUACAGCUUCUCCUUGUGCCAAGUGCGCUGAAUUGUUGAACGAUGCACAGUGACACCAUCUGCAGCACGAUGAUGUUGUAGGUCUUUGGAGGUGGUCUGUGGGCUGCCACUUCUGGCCUUAACAAGAACUGUGCCUGUGGUCUUCCAUUUUCUCACUACGGACACUGACAGCUCGCGAUGGCUUUUUGUAGCCUUCCCCUAAACCAUAAUGUUGAACAAUCUUAGUUUUCAGGUCAUUUGAGAGUUGUUUUGGGGCUCCCAUGUUGCCACGCUUCAGAGGAGAGUCAAAGAGAACAACAACUUGUAAUUUAAAUAUGUUUUCUCAUGAUUGGAUGCACCUAUGAAGUUCAAGGCUUGAUGAGCUCACCAAACCAAAUGUGUGUUCCAAUUAAUCAGUGCUAGUUAGUUACAGGUUUUCAGAUCAACACAAUGGCAAAGGUGCUCAAAUUUAUGCAUCUGUCGAAUCUUGUGGCAACUUUGAUUUUGACAAAACUGCUUAAAUUAAAUAUGUUUUGAUUCCCUAGCUUGCUCACUACUGAAGAAUGUCUCUGUUCUACAAAAACAGCUGAAGCUAAUUUCUUUUGUUUACUAAUGAUGUGUCUACUUAAACGGUAAGAUGAGAGCAUUCAUUGAUGAACUGACUUUUUUUUUAUAAACUCAAUGUGACAAUGGAUCGGCCAAAGGGGGAACUGUAAUGGAAACAAAUAUAUUUUACCUCUAUGUACUUUUAUUAAUCCUCUAUAUGUCAUUCUUAUGUUCUUUGCUCAUCCCUAUGUACCACUUAGUGUACCAGUGUUUUGAUAUAACAACCUUCUGUGAGAUUUUGUUUCAUGCUUUCCUGUGAGAAAGGAGUUUCCACUGUGGCUCAAGGCUGAGAAAGGCUUUUCUGUUGGACUCCGCAAUUAUUCUCUAGCAUUAAAUGUCUUCUCUGUUUCUCUGGGUCAGACUCUCUAACAGCCCUCUGGUGUAGGAGCUCUGCCCUUCAGCUGAAUCACUCUGUUAUUCUUACUUUAAUAAAUAUCACAAAGACACC